ACUUUUGUUUUUUACUCGACAAUGCCAGAGUGGAACACUCAGCACUAAGCCACUAACACCGAUUGAUUUUCUUUGAGGAAUUUCGUCGAGCACUUUGAUGGCGAGUAACAGAGACGAGCCUCUUUCGUACUUGAACGCACCAACAUCGUCUUCGGUGGGUGUGUCUGAGGGAGACAGUUCACAGAUUGGCAGUGCUUCUGGAAGUUUUCAGAACGAGGGAUUCCUGGGCGCCUUUGACGGCGGUGAUGAAGACUUCGGAUUUUCUCGAUCUGAGUUCCGGCAGAGUCUUCUUGUAGGAACUGUUAAGUACUACGAACGGCAUGUAUUUUUGUGCUACAAGAAACCGCAAGUAUGGCCUCCCCGCAUCGAAGCCACUGAGUUUGAUCGGUUGCCUAGGCUUUUGUCCGCCGCUCUAGCAUCCAGGAAGUGUGACAUGAAGAGACAGACUCGUCUAACUAUAUGCGAGGGACAUGAUGGAACCGAGACAUCAAAUGGAGAUGUAUUAAUCUUCCCUGACAUGAUCAGAUACAGGAGACUAACACAUUUCGAUGUUGACACAUUUGUUGAAGAAGUUCUUGUAAAAGAUGGUGAAUGGCUUCCUGGAAGCCCUGAACCACUUCGAGGAUCAUACAUUUUUGUAUGUGCUCAUGGUGCAAGGGACAAAAGAUGUGGUGUUUGUGGGCCUGCACUUGUUUCUAGAUUUAAGGAUGAGAUAGAAUCGCGUGGUGAUCAGGGUAAAGUGUCUGUUCGCCCUUGUUCACACAUUGGGGGCCACAAAUAUGCAGGAAAUGUCAUCAUAUUUGGUUCAAAUAACCAUGGGAAAGUCACAGGUCAUUGGUAUGGAUAUGUUAUGCCUGAUGAUGUUCCCACAUUACUUGAACAACACAUUGAGAAAGGUGAAAUUGUAGACUCUCUUUGGAGGGGACAGAUGGGUUUAUCAGAAGAAGAGCAAAUGAAAGCUCAAGAACAAAGGGUAAUAGCAAACGGUGGUGGCAACAUGGAAAGAAGCCUAAAAGGUGCCGCCACUGCCACCGCCAGUGAUGAAUCGAAGGUGGAGGAUGGUGGUUGUUGCCAGGAAAACGGAAGCUCCGGUGGUUGUUGCCGGAGUUCUAACUCACCGGAAAAUGUGGUGGAUUUUAAUCUUGAGAAAAGAAAAGGAAUCAAGAAUCCGAUUUCCAUCAACAUUGGUAACAAAGGAGGUUCUAGUAGUAGUGGUACUACACCACAUAAGGUAUGCAGUAUGCCAACAUGGCUUGAGACAUGGGAGAGUGAAGAUGUGUAUGCAGCUUUGGCUCUUAUUGGUGCUGCUGUCUCUGUUGCUGUUGCCUAUAACUGUUACAGACAGUUGGGAUAAAAAGGUAAUUGGAAUUUGUAGUUUUGAUGUGUGUUUGUGAAAUAUAUAAUUGAAUAUGAGUGGUAGGUAUCAAGGGUAGUAGUAAUCUGUAAACGUAUGAUUGAGAAUCAGGUGUUUUGUUCUUGAUUCUUUUGCUGGUUUUGUGCCCUAGAUUUUGUACACAACUUUGCAUUGGUUUUGAUUUGCAAUAUGAAUAAACCUUGCUUGCAUUGUAUGUA
This is a messenger RNA of Lactuca sativa (garden lettuce), 1572 nucleotides long. RefSeq lists its product as uncharacterized. The record is from RefSeq and is a predicted model, not a curated record. NCBI's taxonomy places the organism in Eukaryota, Viridiplantae, Streptophyta, Magnoliopsida, Asterales, Asteraceae.